UCAGUUUCUCUCUCCUAACUCUAGCCAGUAAUCACCACAAACUUGUCCAGACUUUCUCUUUCUCUCUACUCUUUCUGCCUGACGUUUGUCACUUGUUCAAACAACUUGUGUUGUUCAUUUAAUUAGGUUUCCCAACAAUUUGCGCUACUUUCUGCUUCUAGUUCGUUUAUACUUCAUUCUCAGUUUUGUUUCGACGAGAGAUUUUGAUCUGAAUUUGAGUUUGAUUUUGGAAUUUGGCGACUUUGAGUAGAGGAUGGGGUAAGAUUUCGUCGCCUGAAGAUGUUUGAUUGGGACGAUCAAGAGCUAGCAAAUAUUAUAUGGGGUGAAGGUAGAGAAGCUGACGAUCAUAUUGUCCCUUAUCAAAAAGAUAUUGAGACAAAACUGCUGUCAAAUUAUGGUGAUAAUGACGAAAAAACAUUGACCGAGAAUUCAAAAAGCGAGGCUGCUGCAAAAAACCCAUCUACCUCCAAGUUGAUUUUAGACGGAAGUAAAAGAGAUAAGAAUGGUUGUUUGCCUGCUUCAGGAGCAGUUGUUGAUUUCCAACAUUUGCCUUCAUUUACUGCUUCAAAACCUGACGACAAUGGCAUAGCUAAAAAAAGUCAGCUAGAUGUUGGUCCUCAAAGUUCCCGGAAUCAUCAUGAGGACAAGGAGCUUGGUGACUUUGUUGGAAACAGCUGGGCUAGCAUUGGGAGUUUUGAAGAUCUUGAUCGGAUAUUCAGCAACGAUGACAUAGAUGGAAACACAAGUCUUGGAAGCACAGAUGAGCUUUGGUCAUCACCUAAGGAUCUCAUAGUUGAGGUAGCUAAAUCCUCAUCUGCAGUUCUAGGUUCUACAAAUUGGGAAUUUGGAGCAUUAGGCAACUCCUCUGCUAAUAUUAAAAUCAAUUCCAAAUAUUUGCACAAUGAAAACCCCUGUGUAACACCUGGCUGCCAAAAAGCUGAUAGCGUCUCCCCUUACCCUCACCAGACCAUUGGUAGACAUGUGGAACAAGAAGAAUAUGCCGUGGAUAGUACAGGGUUGGUUGAGGAAAAGCUAGGUUUGGGCGUUACUGUAAAGACUCCAAUUGAUGCUCAUAUUGCUGCUGAAAAUAUUGCAUCUUCAAACAAGCCUACCGAAAAGGACAAAUGGUCUGAAACUCAGUCACAACAUGAGCAGGCAACUGACAGAAUAACUGAUACCAGACUACGGCGGGAUGUAUUUAACACAUGGCCAUCAUCUGCAGAAAAUGUUCCACAGUUCAGUCAUCAAUCUGCUUCAACUUCAGUCCCUGGUCAACAUCAGUUGUCUCGGGAACUUAUGCCUAUUCCAUACCAUCAGUUCUCAUCUCCAUAUGGUGCUCCUUAUGCAUAUGGGAAUUUCACCAAUCAAUAUCCAGCCAUGUGCAUGCUGAAACAAACAGAAGAUGAGCAUCAGUAUACUCUGUCUAGUUCUGAAGUUAGGCCUGGUGAUAUAACUACUGUGAACAACCCUGUUGUGACUACUACAAAACCCCAAAAGAUGACACCCCAAGAGAAGAUUGAAAAAUUGAGGAGGCGUCAGCAAAUGCGAGCAAUUCUUGCAAUUCAGAAACAGCAGCUACGUUUAGGUCACCAAGCUUCAAGUGAGGAUUACUCCCAUUCUCGUAAGAGAUGCCUGGAGGAUCACGUCCGUCAUAUGGAAAAAACUGAUAAUGAGGCAGGAGAGAUCUUGAGCACUGUACCACGCUAUGAUCCAGGUUCCCCAACCAAAGGGGACGAUUCCAGUAUGAUUUCCAACAUCGACGACUGUUCAGUGGAGGACACAGUUCUCUACCAGCUUCAAGAUAUAAUAUCAAGACUGGAUAUGAAGAUAAGGCUGUGUAUUAGAGACAGCUUAUAUCGAUUGGCUCAUAGUGCAACACAAAGACACCAUGUUAGUGAUACAAGUAGUAAAAGGAGCAGCACUUUUGAGCCCGACUUUGUAAAGGAAGAAACAAGCAGUCAUGACAGGUAUGUUGGAAAUGCAAAUUUGGAGACUGAGACCAAUCAUAUAGACCGAGCUGUGGCUCACUUACUCUUUCAUCGGCCUCUGAAGUUGUCAGUCAGGCCUGAUGAGACACCAGAGUCAUCCACACAAGCAGAAGUCUCAACCGAACAAGAAACAACUGCUCAUAGCAGCCAGCUGAUUGAUUUGUUGCCCAAGAGCUCCGAAAAUGAAUAUAAUCUCUCCCCGAAUGGAUCAAACGUUCCUAACGUUUAUGUGGAUUUCGAUGAGGAAGAUGUCCCGAAUGAUGAUUCUCGAAACGAGAUGAGAAUUGAUCAAAAAAUGAAACAAAUAACAGCAGAGCAUGAAGACUGAACUUUGUUGGCAAUUGAAGAGAUUGUAAUCAGGAUGAUAAGGGUAAUUCCUUCCUUUAUCUCUUCAUGGCUAUUUAUUUUGCAAUUGUAAAUUGAUCUACCGGAUUACUUGUAAUUGGGUGGUUUUCUUUCUUUGUCAGCCAACUUGGUCUUUGCAAGGCGCAUGUCAUGGAGGUUAUUAAAAUUCCUUGCUGCAGACAAAGCCAUCUGUCUAAGUAACUUAAGCCAGUAUAUCUAUCUUGUCAUCUUUAUCUUUCGGAACGUGAUUAUUGCCAAUGAUUGUUAAACCUAACUUCAUGGUAGAGUCAACUCUCCGUCUUGGUAAUGAUAUGUAUGAUUUAUACCUAACAAACUAGUUAAACUGCCCAGGUGGAUAUUUCAGUA
Molecule: messenger RNA, 2699 nt
Organism: Spinacia oleracea (spinach)
Lineage: Eukaryota; Viridiplantae; Streptophyta; Magnoliopsida; Caryophyllales; Amaranthaceae
Product: protein LNK2
Exons: 8
Coding region: 280-2316 (678 amino acids)
Biological process (GO): regulation of DNA-templated transcription; circadian rhythm
Source: RefSeq, a predicted model, not a curated record